UUUACCUAUUUGUUUAAUCUGCCAACAAGCAUGGAGGAGCCCCGCCGAAGAGAGUCAACCCCCACAAACUCCGCCCAUGCUCCUCCGCUACUUCACACCCUUAAGCCAUCCCGCUGGACGGUUCCGAACCGUGUGUUUGCGGCGGUUUAUAUUUAUGCCAUCACAGCUUUGUUCUACCGCCAUUUACAGACACUCCACCACUCCAAAACUCUUGUUUCUAUCACCGUAACCCUAGCCUUGUUCGUCUCCGAUCUUAUUCUGGCCUUCCAUUGGGUUAGCGCACAGUCUUUCCGCGUGCGUCCGGUUCACCGUAAAGAAUACCCCGAGAACAUCGAGAAGUUGUUGGAACCGAGUGAUUUCCCCGGGUUGGAUGUUUUCAUUUGCACGGCGGAUCCGUACAUGGAGCCGCCGACGAGAGUGGUGAACACGGCUUUAUCGGUGAUGGCCUACGAGUACCCGACGGAGAAGAUCUCGAUCUAUGUAUCGGACGAUGGAGGAUCGGCUCUCACUCUCUUCGCUUUCAUGGAAGCUGCUAAAUUUGCCGCCCACUGGUUACCUUUCUGUAGGAAGAACGAGUUAACGACAAGGAGCCCCGAUGAAUAUUUUGCAUCAAAUUAUUCACCAAGCUCUGAAACCGGCAAGAUUAAGAUAAUGUACGAGAGCAUGCGAGAGAGAAUCGAAAACGUUGUUGAAACCGGAAGAAUCCAUGAUGAAUACAUAACCAGGGACCAAGAUCGUCAGGCAUUCACUAAAUGGACUACUUAUCAAGGAUUCACCCGUCAAAACCAUCCCUCUGUGAUCCAGGUUUUGUUGGAAGAAAACAGAGACAUUACAGGGCAUUGUUUGCCGAACUUGGUUUAUGUCUCUAGACAGAAGAGCCCCACAUCUCCUCACCAUUUCAAAGCUGGUGCCCUCAACGUCCUGGUUCGGGUGUCGGCUGCGAUGACAAAUGCACCGGUAAUUUUAACCUUAGACUGUGACAUGUAUUCGAAUGAUCCUAGGACACCCUUCCGUGCUCUGUGUUAUGUGCUAGACCCUGCUGAAAUCCAGAACCGAUUGGCCUUUGUUCAGUUUCCUCAAGAAUUCCAUGGUCUAAACGAAAGUGAUAUUCAUGGUUCCGAGCAUAGACGUUUGUUUAAACUCAACCCUUCCGGUCUUGACGGACUAUCCGGACCAAAUUAUCUCGGAACCGGUUGUUUUAUUCGCCGGCGAGCUUUGUUAGGUGACCCGUCGACUUUGGUUCCACCCGUAAUAAAGGAAAUAAGUCCAGAUCAUAUUGCAAACAAUCCCAUUACUGCUCCAUUGGUUCUCGAAUUCGCUCACAGAGUUGCUGGAUGCAAUUAUGAAAACCAGACCGAAUGGGGCUCUACGAUUGGUUUUAGAUAUGGGUCGCUGGUGGAGGACUUCUUCACAGGUUUUAGACUGCAAUGUGAAGGGUGGAUGUCCAUAUUCUGCAACCCUGAAAGGGCUGCAUUUCUGGGAAAUGCACCCAUAAACUUCCGCGAUUUUCUUGGCCAGAACAAGCGGUGGCAAAUCGGCCUCCUCGAAGCGGCUUCUUCACGAUACAGUCCAAUAACUUUUGGUGUUAAAGCUAUGGGGAUGUUCAUGGGGUUAAGCUAUUCAUUCUAUGCAUUUUUUCCAAUUGCGUCAAUUUCAGUCACUACAUAUUCCUUUCUCCCUCAGCUUGCUCUCCUCAACGGACUCAGUAUCUUCCCCAAUGUCUCUGAACCAUGUUUUAUCCUUUACACGUUCUUGUUUCUUGGAGCAUACGGGCAAGAUUUCUUGGAGUACACGGUUGCUGGUGGGGGGACAGUACGUAGGUGGUGGAGUGAUCAGAGGAUUUGGAUGGUGAAGGGACUUUCGUGUUCCUUGUUUGGGUUAAUCGAGUUCUCGCUUAAAUCGAUCGGGAUUCAGACUCAAGGUUUCAACGUGACCAGCAAGGUAGUCGACGAGGAGCAAAGAAAACGAUACGAGCAAGGGUUGUUCGAGUUCGGAGUGCCGUCAGCCAUGUUUGUGACAAUAACCAUGGCUGCAAUAAUCAACUUAUGCUCAUUCGUUUAUGGACUCGUGCAUUUGGUCAGUGGCAAGGAAGGGUGUUUUAUGCAAUUGGUGUUAUCAGGUUUGAUUGUGCUGAAUUGCCUUCCAAUUUAUGAAGCCAUGGUGUUGAGGACCGACAAAGGGAAAAUGCCUGUUAGAAUUUCCAUUACUGCAACAAUUAUGGCAUUGGCUGUUUAUUCGAUAGCUUCUCUCAUUCUCAAGUGAUAUGUGCUAGUUAUUUUUUGUAUUUAAGAUACUACUCUAUUGAGUCCUU
Molecule: messenger RNA, 2311 nt
Organism: Hibiscus syriacus
Lineage: Eukaryota; Viridiplantae; Streptophyta; Magnoliopsida; Malvales; Malvaceae
Product: cellulose synthase-like protein G3
Exons: 6
Coding region: 31-2262 (743 amino acids)
Biological process (GO): cellulose biosynthetic process; plant-type primary cell wall biogenesis
Cellular component (GO): plasma membrane; trans-Golgi network
Molecular function (GO): cellulose synthase (UDP-forming) activity; mannan synthase activity
Source: RefSeq, a predicted model, not a curated record